Plasmodium reichenowi is the source of this 2564-nucleotide messenger RNA. Lineage: Eukaryota; Apicomplexa; Aconoidasida; Haemosporida; Plasmodiidae. The record is from the annotation of a RefSeq genome assembly.
UCUUAAAUGGAAAACUCUAUUCGAUAUACAAUAUAAGAAAUACAAAGAAUUGUAUGAACAAAUAGAUACAAAAAUCUCUACUUAUGAUCAUGUUGAAAAUUUUGUACAAAAGUUGAAAAAAUAUAAAAGUGAAUGUUCUGUUGAUAGCGUUUCUGAAUAUCUUCAUGAAACAAGUAAGUGUUUGAAUUAUAAAUUUAAUGAAAAUGAUGGUUCUUUUAAUAAACGAUCAUAUGCUUUCGAAGAAACACCAAACAGUUAUAAAGAAGCUUGCAGUUGUACAUUACCUUCUAAGAAUCCAUUGGAUAAUUGUCCUACCGAUCAAAACAAAGAUGAAUGUAAGGAAUUACAAACUUUUACCUUCUGCUCGAAGAAUGAUUAUGAUAAUAAUCUUGAGAAUUGGAACGCAUACCUUGUUCUUAAUAGUUCAGAUGAUAAUAAAGGUGUAUUGAUUCCUCCAAGAAGAAGACAUUUAUGUACAAGACCUAUCACUGCAUAUAAUUAUAGAAAAGGUGAUAAAGAAAUUUUAAAAAAAAAUCUUCUUACUUCUGCUUUCAGUCAAGGACAAUUGUUAGGUCAAAAAUAUAAAUCGGAAAAAAAGUUGUGCUUAGAGGCAAUGAAAUAUAGUUAUGCAGAUUAUUCCGAUAUAAUUAAAGGAACUGAUAUGAUGGACACUUCAUUAUCUGAAAAAAUUAAAAAAAUAUUUGAAACAUCAAAUGAAGCAACCGAAGAUCGUAAAACAUGGUGGGAAAAUAAUAGAACUCAUGUAUGGCACGCUAUGUUAUGUGGAUAUCAAAAAGGAAACAAAGAUGGAAGUGUAGAACAAACUUGGUGUACUGUACCUACUGAAGAUGGAACUGAGCAAUUCUUAAGAUGGUUAAUUGAAUGGGCAAUGCAAGCAUGUAAGGAAAAGAAACAUGUAUGGGAUUCAUUAAAAACAAAAUAUCGUUGUUCAAACGAAGAUAAUUUUGAUGCGUCACAAUUAUUAAGACAACCUGGAUGUCAGAAUGGUAUUAGAAAAUAUAUUAGCUUGAAUAUAUUGAUAAAAAAUUCAAUGGAAAAACUAAAUAUAAAAUAUAAACAAUUAAAAGAUCAAUCUUCAGGUAAUAUAGACAAUAAACCAUCUGAAGAAAAUGUUCAGUCAUAUAUAAAAUCAAAAUAUUCUGAAUGCGGUUUGGAGUUAAAUGAUAUAAAUGAAAUAGGUACAGGAAGAAAAAAUAAUGAAAAUAAUGAAUUGAAAGAAGUACUAAAAAAAUUAUAUCCUGGUUUAUAUUUAGUUGAAGAUGAAACACAAAAAAAUCAUGUAGUACAUCCAAAUAAAAAAGAAGAAGCGCAAAGAGUUCUUCCUAAAGAACUCUAUUUCUUUUCACCCUAUAUGGGUUUUUUACAUCCAGGAUAUUUAAACACAACACACCCAGUAGCACACUAUGAUCCUAAAAAUGAUAAAAUGAAAAGUACUAUCUAUGUUGGUAUUGUAUUGGCGUUAGGUUUGAUAGCGGUUCUUUUCAUGAAGAUAAAAUCCAAAUCGUCUGUGGACUUGUUGCGUAUACUGAAUAUCCCGAACGAAGAUCAUGGAAUGCCUACAUUGAAAUCCAAAAAUAGGUACAUACCAUAUAGAAGUGAUUCAUAUAAUGGAAAAACAUAUAUAUAUAUGGAAGGUGAUAGUGCAGAUGAAGAUAAAUAUAUGUUUCUGUCUGAUACUACUGAUAUAACUUCUUCCGAAAGUGAGUAUGAAGAAUUUGAUAUUAAUGAUAUAUAUGUACCAGGUAGUCCUAAAUAUAAAACAUUGAUAGAAGUAGUACUAGAACCAUCAAAAAGGGAUAUACCGAGUAGUGAUACACCACGUACGAAUAGAUUUAUUGAUGAUGAAUGGAAUGAACUGAAACAUGAUUUUAUAUCUGAAUAUUUACCAAAUACAGAACCAAAUAAUAAUUAUAGAAGUGGAGAUAUUCCAAUGAAUACACAACCUAAUACUUUAUAUUUUGAUAAUCCUAAAGAAAAACCUUUUAUUAUAUCUAUUCAUGAUAGGGAUUUAUAUACUGGGGAAGAAAUUAGUUAUAAUAUUAAUAUGAGUACUAAUACUAAUAAUGAUAUUCCAAUGAAUGCUAGAAAUGAUUCUUAUAGCGGUAUAGAUUUAAUUAAUGAUUCACUAAGUGGUGGUAAACCUAUUGAUAUAUAUGAUGAAGUAUUGAAAAGAAAAGAAAAUGAAUUAUUUGGAACAAAACAUCCAAAACGUACAUCAAACAACAGUGUCAUUAAAUGAACAAAUAGUGAUCCUGUAAUGAACCAAAUAGAUUUGUUCCAUACAUGAUUUAAUAGACAUAGAGAUAUGUGCGAAAAAUGGAGUAACAAGGAGGAUAUUUUGAACAAAUUGAAUGAAGAAUGGGAAAAAGAUAAUAAUACUGGUGAUAUACCUAAUGAUAAUCAUAUGUUGAAUACUAAUCUUUCGAUCGAAAUUGAUAUGGAUGAUCCUAAACCAAAACAUGAAUAUACAAAUAUGGAUACAUACCCUGAUAAUUCUACCAUGGAUCAUAUCUUGAAUGAUAUGGAAGAUGAUAUAUAUUAUG